AUGGAUCCACGGUUGCCUCCACAGCUGCCUCCACCGCCUUCUCCAAGGAUGCCUCCCACACCUGCGUCCUCGUCCAGGGAGGAGGAGGCCUCGCCGGAUGAGACACCGCCCACCACGUCCGAUUCUAGCAUUGUACCACCGGAUCCCCCUUGUCAGACGAUGAGGUGUGAUGAGAUCAUUGAUGAGCUACCGAGGGCCAAGAAGGCCUGGACGAGCUCGUCAGAGGAGGAACUUGUUGAUGAUGAUGACGCUGUCGCCGAUAGUGGCGACGAAGAUAAUGACGACGACGACAAGGACGAUGAUGACAGCAAUGAUGGUGGCAUCGAGGAUGACAACGAUGAUGAAAACAUGGCUAUGAACUUUUGUUCAUAG
Phragmites australis (common reed) is the source of this 372-nucleotide messenger RNA. RefSeq lists its product as uncharacterized. The coding region runs from base 1 to 372 and encodes 123 amino acids. The transcript has a single exon. The record is from RefSeq and is a predicted model, not a curated record. NCBI's taxonomy places the organism in Eukaryota, Viridiplantae, Streptophyta, Magnoliopsida, Poales, Poaceae.